UGUCAGCUGAUACCAAGAAGUGGUUUACCUGGCUUACUAUCUGUCAGGACGCCAUUGUUAUUGUAUUGUUUGUUCUUUUGUAAUAUAUGGUGCAAUUAAUGAUAGUGUAAAUUGUACGUCUUAUUAUAUUAUUCAAUAAACUGAUUAAAGAAGAAUACCACAAUGGGUCUCAUUUGUUCCACGGCCCAGCUUGCCUGCCUUUGUGGGAGCACAGCCUGCAGUUUCUGUUGUUCCCAAUGUCCAACUUGCCGUAAUAGUACAAGUACUCGCAUUAUGUAUGCACUACUAUUAAUGUUGGGUACUAUUGCUGCUUGUAUUACAUUGGCUCCAGGUUUACAGGAUGCCCUGAAAAAGGUACCUUUUUGUUCCAAUAGUACAAAUUAUAUUCCUUCAACAUUUGCUGUUGAUUGUAAAUCUGCUGUUGGCUACUUAGCCGUGUAUAGAAUAUGUUUUAUCAUAGCUCUUUAUUUCUUCUUGAUGUCAAUAAUAAUGAUCAGAGUAAGAAGCUCUAAAGAUCCUCGGGCUCCUAUACAAAAUGGGUUCUGGGCUAUUAAAUAUCUUUUAAUAAUUGGUGGAAUUAUUGGUGCCUUUUUUAUUCCUGAAACAUCAUUUGGAGUAACAUGGAUGUAUUUUGGAAUGAUAGGAGGUUUUCUCUUUAUUAUUAUUCAGUUAAUUCUUAUAGUUGAUUUCGCCCAUUCAUGGGCAGAUGCUUGGGUAGGAAAUUAUGAAGAGACUGAAUCAAAAGGAUGGUAUGCUGCACUUUUGGGAGCAACACUGUUUAACUAUGCUGUUUCUAUCACAGGAAUUGUAUUGCUUUAUGUAUACUUUACACAUGCAGAUAGUUGUGAAUUGAACAAAUUUUUCAUAUCAUUUAAUCUGAUCUUGUGCGUAAUUACUAGUGCCAUAUCAAUUCUUCCAAUAGUGCAAGAACAUUAUCCACGUUCUGGCCUGCUGCAAUCAUCUAUUGUUUCAUUAUAUGUUGUUUAUCUAACUUGGAGUGGAAUUUCAAACAAUCCAGAGCGUACAUGUAAUCCUGGAUUCCUACAGUUGAUUUCUGGCAAUGAUCCUGAUGCUCAAAAUCGUGUUGCUUUUGAUAAAGAAAGUAUCAUUGGUUUAAUCAUAUGGUUCAGCUGUGUAUUGUACAGUUCUUUACGUACUGCAUCCAAAUCAUCCAAGAUUACAAUGUCCGAGAACGUUCUGGUUAAGGAUAAUGGAGCUGUUAGGAAUACAGAAGACCAGAAUCUUAUAGACAACGGAGAUUAUACUCCGGUAGAAGGUCGUAACCCGGAUUCUGAGGCUGGAAACGAAGCAAAAGUUUGGGACAAUGAAGAGGAGUCGGUAGCUUACAACUGGAGUUUCUUCCAUCUUAUGUUUGCUCUUGCUACUUUAUAUGUCAUGAUGACACUUACAAACUGGUAUAAACCAAAUUCCAAUCUGGAUACUUUGAAUUCCAAUGUUGCUUCCAUGUGGGUGAAAAUUAUAUCUUCCUGGAUGUGCUUAGGAUUAUAUGUUUGGUCAUUAAUUGCCCCUGCGGUAUUAACAAAUCGAGAUUUUUCUUAAGUAUCUGAAGAAUUUCAGUUCAGAAAAUUGGAAGCAGUAAUAGACAGUAGUUUUGUCGUAGGUUCUGGCACUGGAGAUUUUUUCAUCAGAUAAUUUUUAAUAUUUUGCACUGGUGUAUCAACUAGUAAAGUAAGAGUUAUUGAUAAGACAAUAAUCCAUACCAAUUCGUUCAAGUUGAACUGCAAAGAAAUACAUUCUAACAUUAUAUCUGUACUUGUAUAUGAUUUAUUGAAGUUUAUAUAAAAAAAAAUGUGAAUAACUUA
Megachile rotundata (alfalfa leafcutting bee) is the source of this 1823-nucleotide messenger RNA. It is a transcript of the gene TMS1, whose product is annotated as serine incorporator TMS1. Lineage: Eukaryota; Metazoa; Arthropoda; Insecta; Hymenoptera; Megachilidae. The record is from RefSeq and is a predicted model, not a curated record. Gene Ontology annotation, cellular component: membrane.